Messenger RNA from Haliaeetus leucocephalus (bald eagle), 5531 nucleotides. RefSeq names its product forkhead box J2 (gene FOXJ2). Gene Ontology annotation, biological process: regulation of transcription by RNA polymerase II. The transcript is spliced from 11 exons. Gene Ontology annotation, cellular component: nucleus. Bases 1401 to 3035 code for a protein of 544 amino acids. Lineage: Eukaryota; Metazoa; Chordata; Aves; Accipitriformes; Accipitridae. Gene Ontology annotation, molecular function: DNA-binding transcription factor activity, RNA polymerase II-specific; RNA polymerase II cis-regulatory region sequence-specific DNA binding. The record is from RefSeq and is a predicted model, not a curated record.
CGCGCAAGGCCCGUGAGCCGCCGCGGCCUCCCGUGGUAGCCGGGCCCGGGCAAGAGGAGCUGGGGCCUGGGGGGAAGCCGGGGACAGCCUCCGGGCAGCAGGGGUGGGGGGGACACCCCCGUAGCCUGCCGGGGUGGGGGAGUAGACCCUGCCCGCCGCCCCCCCCGCCCCGUCCGCAGCCGUGAGGGGACUCCCCGUUAGGCAGCCCCGCUCCCGGCGGGGGGGGGGGGGGAAUACGCCGCGGCCCCUCGCCGCCCCCGCUUGCCAGCCCUCUUCCCCGCAACUGGCGGGGGAGCUUAACACUUGCCCCCUUCCCCACUAACGAGCCAAGGGUGGGCAGAGGCCCGCUCCCGGCACCAAGCCCUGGUAACUGUCUAGAAGCAGGUCUGCUCUUCCUCACUGGGAAUAGAGCCUCCUGGAGCUCCCUCAGUACCUGUUUUGGGGAGAGGUGUCCUCAGAACCCGGUUUCUGAGGGUUGUGAGAGUAACCCUUGCCACCUACUCCUCCCUGCUACUGAGCAAAUUCUUUCCCCCAGCAGAGGAGACGGCCCUUCUCCAGACCGGAGAGUAACAGGGGAGUCUUCACAGAAGAAAUCCCGUAUGCCCAAGAGAGACAGUCCCCAAGACAGAAAUAAGCAGGAGCUCCAGAUACUUGUCUAGUAAUUUUAAUUAUUUACAUCUGCUCAGCAGGCAGCAGAGAAAGCAAAAUAAGGGAGAGAAAACAGAGGCAGAUUUAGAUAUUCUUCUUCCCUUUUCCAGUUGCUGUUAACCACUGGAGAUAAAGGUAAUUUCCAAUACUGACCUCAUCCUCCUUCAUCCCAAGGAAGAUCCCUCAUCUCCUAAUCCCAAGAGGGUUUUCUUCAGAUAUCCUGUGCAAGGAGAGAAGACACACCUCCCAUUUACAGGGAAAGGAAAAGGCAGAUUUCGCUGAUAAUAUCCACAGAGAUAGCAAGAAUUUUUUCAGAGAAGGAGAUUUGCCCACCCUUAAGGACAAGGUGCACCUAGAGGAAACAGAAGAGAGAUUUACAGGUAGGGAGAUUGGGGAAAUUGAUCUCUGAAAUAAUCUGACAAUCAGCGAAAAGGCUGUCUCCCAGGGGAACACCCCUUUAGUAGUUAGCUGCCAAAAGGGAGAGAGGAUCUCCAUCCUGGGAUAAAACCAGCAGUUUUAGGGGACUGACAAUCCCAAGCAGAUUGUUUUAAUACUCAAGAUCCUGAUUUCAUCCACAAUCCCUUCACCCUGAAAAUACUUCUUGAAGAAGCUCUUGGAAUAGCUGACAGCAAUGCUCUGAGGAUGGGUCUCAGAGAAGGAGUGUGAAGGGCAGCACCCCAGAAAUCAGCACUGAAGAUAAUCCACCUCCCUCCAGAAAAUCUUCCGGACAGAAUAGUCCUGCUUCCAGCAUCAUGGCCUCUGACCUGGAAAGCAGCCUCACUUCCAUAGACUGGCUCCCACAGCUUACUUUAAGGGCUACUAUUGAAAAAUUAGGGGGUUCCUCACAAGCAGGACCUCCAGGGGCUGCCCGAAAGUGUCCCCCAGGCUCACCGACAGAUCCCAAUGCCACCCUGAGUAAGGAUGAGGCUGCAGUGCACCAAGAUGGGAAGCCACGUUACAGCUAUGCCACUUUGAUCACAUAUGCCAUCAACUCAUCACCUGCCAAGAAGAUGACGCUUAGUGAGAUCUACCGUUGGAUCUGUGACAACUUUCCCUACUACAAAAAUGCUGGUAUUGGUUGGAAGAACUCUAUUCGUCAUAACCUCUCUCUGAAUAAAUGUUUUCGGAAGGUGCCUCGACCGAGAGAUGAUCCUGGGAAGGGCUCUUAUUGGACAAUAGAUACGUGUCCAGACAUAUCUCGCAAGAGGCGGCAUCCUCCAGAUGAUGACAUACCACAAGACUCCCCAGAGCAAGAGGCAAGUAAAAGUCCCCGAGGGGCUGUUCCAGUCAGCACAGAAGCCUCUUUGCCACCUGAGGCCACCCCUCAGCUGUCACUCCAGAGCACCACCCCUAUUGCCAACUACAGCCAGCAGGGUGCGGGGCCUGUGGAUGUUGCCUCUACUGUAGCAGGGGGGCAGGGCCGUGAAGGGGCCGAUGUGCCAACCCCACUGUACAGUGCCAACCAUGACUUCAAGUUCUCCUACUCUGAGAUCAACUUCCAGGAUCUUAGCUGGUCCUUCCGAAAUCUCUACAAAUCCAUGCUGGAGAAAUCAUCUUCCUCUCAGCACGGUUUCUCUUCUCUCCUUGGUGACAUGCAGCCCUCCAACCACAACUACUACAUGUACCAGCAGCAGCAGCAGCAAGGCCCCUCAUCAGUGGGUGCUGCUCCCCCACUCCACACUCCAACCCCAGAGGGUUGCCCAUCCCAAGGGGGAAAGCAGCAGGGUGGUGAAGGUUAUGGCCCUCCACCAGUGAUGUCCAUGCACCCACCCCCAAUGCAGCAUGGAGGCUACCACCAGCAUCAACAACAUCACCCGCACUCCCACCCACAGCAGCAGCCACAUCAGCACCAGCAGCAGCAGCAGUCACAGGCUUCAAUCAACAAUGCUGGCUUUGCAUUUCCCCCUGAUUGGUGCUCCAACAUUGAUUCCUUGAAGGAAAGCUUCAAGAUGGUAAACCGGCUGAACUGGUCUAGCAUUGAGCACUCCCAAUUCUCAGAGCUGAUGGAGAGUCUGCGCCAGGCUGAGCGGAAGAACUGGACGCUGGAUCAACACCAUAUUGCCAACCUCUGUGACUCCCUUAAUCACUUUCUUACCCAGACUGGUCAGCUCCCUCAUCUGCUUGGUCCACAGCAGCCCCCCCGAAUCUCUGAUUCUUGUGCCCUGAACAGUGGCAAACAGGAGCAAUCCAUGAACCAAGUGAACUCCUAUGGUCAGCCCCAGCCUCCCCAUCUCUUCUCCGGGCCAUCUCCUAUGUACCAGAUCUCCACCCAGGACUCUCCAGGAUAUAAUCGCCCAGCUCACCAUCUGGUCCCUCGGCCUCCAGGGCCGCCUCCAGGCGCCAAUGAGGAAAUCCCCGAUGAUUUCGACUGGGACUUGAUCACCUAGCGAGUUACAGACUUGAUAGCCCGUCCUUUGUGAAGGACGCGGGAGGGGAGGGGGACAUGGGGUCAAUGGUGCCAGCACCACCCUCCCCAGCCUCCCUGCCUUGCCUGUAUAUAGAUAUAUAUUCUCUAUCUCCGCCAGAGAAGCCACCGCAAGAUGCUGCCGAAGAUAAUCCUUCCUUGCGUCCUGUUUUAUCUUCUUUUUCUUCUUUUGUUUAUUAUUAUUAUUGUUAUUAUUAUUAUUAUUAUUAUUACCAAUAAUUGAGCACAGCCCUCCCCCUCCUCUGGUGGCCUCGGACGCAUCAGAUCGGCUCUUUCGUGUUGCGUGGCGCCCUGUGGAGGGCAGAAAGAUGGGUCCUUGGUGCCAUGAAAAGACCUCGGAAGGCUGAAUCCUCGAGUGCAUCUUUCUCUGCCUCCAUCAUUUUGCGUUUAACAAUCCCUCUUUCCCUUCAAGGUGGCCGGUGAAUCUGUCGUAUUGGCUACUGGAGUGAGAGAGCCUAGUGGACCCUGGGAGCCUGUAGUUAUGUUGUUUCGUAAAUGUUGUAAAGGUCAGGGGGCUAAAGGGACACUGGAGGGGUGAUCUUAGCUCUGUGAACUUUCUCACACCAGCAGGAAAAGCAAGAAAAGAAGCAGAGUUCCCAAGUACAAAGAGAGGGUAAUCCCUGAAGUAGGGAGAGCUGAGCUGAGCUGGGCUGGGCUGGGAGGGUAGACCUGAGUUCGGAGAAAGGAGAACGUAGCAGAGAUGGUAUUUCAGCAGAGAAGUUGGGUUUCAGAAUGCAGUGCCAUCUGUGAGGACUGAGAGAGAUUUUUUGAGGGAAUCCAGACCUGUUUCCUACACUGCCUUUUGCAGUCUCCAGGUGAAGCCUACAUACCCAUCAGGUAAAAGAAGCAGUCAGGGGUGUCACAUGUGAUUCAACAAAUUCUAUUCCCCAGAGCUUUUAAUUUCACCCCCCACCCCUUCAAGCCCUUCUUUAAAAUAUGUAGUGAGGCUCUUACUUGCAUAUGCAAAUUUGGAAGUUUUCUCCCAUCGGUAUUUGUUCAGUUGUUAUUUGGCCCUCUGCCCCUCCUAUUUCUUUGGAGACUGUCCUUGCCUGUGGUUUGAGAGUGCCAGCAACAGGAGUCGUGCUGCGUAGGUGCAAAGUCUUAGUCAGUGGUUCCCAGUUUGUGAAUGGGCUAACGGUGGGAAGAGGAAGCUGCUGCUCAGAGUGGAGGUGAACUGGGGGGCUUCUGGUCAAGGAACUGGGAGGCCCUCACAAGUGGUUUUUGUAAGAGGUGCAUUAGAAGGGAGAGGUGAAGCGGCGCAGAUUUUUAAACCGAACAGCCAAAGAGUGUAGUGUAAAAGGGAGGAGGGUGGGUCAGACCCCUUGCAGUUCAGCUGGGGAGGUGAUGGAAGCUAGUGUAAAUCCAAAGGAUGAGUUUUGUCAGCACUUGCAAAUCAGGAAGGUGGAAAGAGUGCAGGAGCAGGAGUGAGUGUUGAGAUGCCUCCUCCCCAAAGCUGUGUCCUGUGUUCCCCUUUUUUCUGGUAUGGCUCUGUUCUGUCAAACCUCUUGUUUCCUCUUAAUAUUUUGUAAAGCCUCCCCCUGGCCCUUAUUCCCCGUUUACCAGUGAAGGGAACCAAGAUGAAAUAAAACAUCAUGGCUGCGUGACAGACCUGGGGCAGGGGAGUAAUAACCUCUACUCUUGACGGCAGGAAGGUGGGGAACUAGCAUUGCUUUUUAAAUUUGCUGUAGGGAUAAACAAGUUGGAUCUUUGUCAGGGAAGUGGACAGAGUCUCAUUGUAUUGGGGAGGGGGGGACAUUUUUGUUUCUUUUUUUUUCUUUUUUUUUUCUUUUUAAAGUGUGUGGUUUUCGGGGGGGGGAGGGGAGAGUUCGUCAUUGAGUGUUUCCAAGAGAAAUGAGGAAUCCCAGACAACUUCAACAUGGAGUCAGCCGUUAUCUCUGCUGCCUCAGGAUGGGAAUGAUACAGCUUGGAAGCAUGCUUGAUGGGUUUCUGUGGAAAGUGGCACCAGAGACGCCCAUGAGGGACAACCUCUGGUAGGUGCCAGUUAGUGCUUUGCAGAGGAGGUUACUGAGAGCCGGCCCUGUGGAAGUCUGAAAACACCACUGGAAGAAAACCAAACCAAGAUGGCUCCUUCUGCGUAUCCAAGUGCUCCUCGUUUGCAUAUUUGCCUCAUUUGCGUAUUAAGUUGCGCCUCAUUUGCAUAUGUAAAUACAUGCCGGUCAGUGUGCAAAUUAGCCUCGUUCCUCUGCCCCUGAAAUAAAUGUGCGUUGUUAGUGCGUGGGAAGGCAUCGGGCGGAGGUCUGCGGGGUGCGCAGGUACCGGCCCGCAGGGAGGGAGGGAUGCCGGCCUGUCCCGCAGAGGGGUCCUGGGGGGCCCCUCCGGCGUGGUGUGGCCCCCCGUGCUUUGUGUCAGUGGUCAGGGAGAGAGGGGCGUGGUCUCACGAGUUUAUUUUUGUGCAUGCUUUCUUAAUAAAAAGAAAAAGUGAAUGUUUAUGGUUUAA